AUGCUUGCCAAGUGUGUGGAACCCACAAUCGAAAAGAGAUAUUCUAACCUUAAAAAAAUUCAAGUGUCGCUCGUGUAUAAAGCGAUGAUUAUCCGUACGUUCCAUCCUGUCAAUGAUAAUGAGCGUAACAAUCCAGAUAAUGUCCCAGGAGAUAGAGAAGACAAUGCGGAAGUGAUGGCUAGAAAACGAAGGAUUUUACGAUCUCCCAAUGUCUUCAGUAUUAUUCUUCUGUUAUCUACAAUCCUGAUAUUCCUUGUAAUCACUCACUAUGUUUAUUUUCAUAGACCUGAUAAUUUGUUCCCUGAUCAAGACGUCAGCUUGAAUCUUAGCUUGAAACGUCCUGCGAUUCGAUCUCUGAAUAUUACUAUCGUUGCAGUUAUUAAUAAUGUCAGCCAACUCAGCGAAUAUCGAUUUGCAUUAGAUACAGUGCGAUGUUAUUCCAAGAUGCACAAAUAUCCUUUUCGAUUAGUGAAAAGCUACGAAUAUCGCCACUGUCGGCAUCGAGACGGCAUGUUUCGGCGCCACUGCGUCGUUGCUGAGGUGCUAAAAACAACUGACUGGGUCCUCUUCAUUGACGCUGACAUUGGCGUCGUGAAUCCAAACAGGUUGAUCGAAGAAUACAUCGAUACAAAUUAUGAUAUCACCUUUUACGAUCGUUUCUGUAGCUGGGAAGUAGCAAUGGGCUCGUACAUUGUCAAGAAUACAGACUUUUCAAGGAGAUUCUUGAUGAAUUUUGCUAAUUUUGAAACGCAUCUGCCAGACUCGUUCCAUGGAAGCGACAACGGUGCCAUACAUGCCUAUCUGUUAGAGACUUUGGUACCUGAUUCACUGAAAGAAGCACAUGUCUGUUACUCAAUAUGGCACCAAUCUAGGGGAUAUUCUGAUCUAUUCUUGUACGAAGCAUGUAUCCGGUCAAUCCUGGGCUCACAACGAAACUUCGAGAAAGUACGGAUUGUGAAAAAGGGCACUGGAUGGGUGCGAGAUAUCUGGAUUACUAAUAGCAGGUGGAGUCCUGAAAGAGACUUCAUGCUACAUGGUCUUAAGGAGAAUGAUCGAUCUUCCUAUCCAGAUGGGGUCCUCUCAAAGCUAAGGUCAUUGAUAUCAUAUCGAUUCACGUGGUAUCCACCUUUAUCAACAAACUUGGAUAUGCAAAAAUGCUCAACGGGUAGUGUGGAAUGGCAUUAUGAUCAGCGGCUACGGGUCUCAAGAGAAGAGGUUGAAGAACGUUUGCAUGAGCUGGCGCGAACGGUAGAAAAGGAUAGAUGGAGCGCACUUGGAAGAGUUCAAGAUUACUUGUAAAAAUUUGCAAAUAUAUCAGUGAGAUAGCAUCGAUUCCUGGCUGAAUGGUGACUUUCGC
Cylicocyclus nassatus is the source of this 1357-nucleotide messenger RNA. The record is from the annotation of a GenBank genome assembly. NCBI's taxonomy places the organism in Eukaryota, Metazoa, Nematoda, Chromadorea, Rhabditida, Strongylidae.